UUUAGCUCCAUUACACUACACUUGUACGCAUUUCUCGGUCGUAUCAGCUCUUUCUCUCUCUCUCUCUCUCUCUUUCUCGUCUCUUCUUCCCCCUUUCUCUUUCAUCUUAUCUCUGAUACUUUGCUUGAAAUUUUACCAACAUGGCUCCGAACAAAUGGGGGUUUUCUGCUUCCGCGUAAGAUUCAAAGCUGCUGCUUCUCUUCUAUUACUAUCUUCUGAACUAAUCUAACAAAUCGAAACACUGAAAAUCGUUGCUGGAAUCCGUUUUGAGAAGCUGAAAUGGCCAUGCAAACUGUGUAUUUCAAAGAACAUGAAGGAGUAGUCCAUAAUCCGACAGGGCAGUUUUCAUCAGUACCGCAGGCUUCUCGUUGGGGUGCCUUCGGAUCUCAGUCGGUUUACGUGGAGGCAUGUGGGCAAUUUAAGUCUUUAUCCAUGGAAAACACUGCCGGCGGUUUCCAGCUCGCUGCCGCUAAACAACGCGGGACAUGUACGGACCAAGGGCCGGAUAAAGGGACUGUAACUCCGUUCACUAUCUUCCCAGGUGAUCGUAAAAAUUCAGCUCAUGGACAUAAACCCCAAGGAACUACUGCUGUGCAAUCAGCUCUAUCAGACUAUCAUGCUGGAUUUGAAUUGGGUUUUGGUCAGCCUAUGAUUUGUGCAAAGUAUGCUUACAUGGAUCAGUGUUAUGGACUGUUUUCAGCCUACGCACCUCAGAUUUCGGGUCGAAUUAUGCUGCCCCUUAAUUUGACAACAGAUGAUGGACCGAUAUAUGUAAAUGCAAAGCAGUACCAUGGAAUCAUCAGGCGCCGGCAGUCCCGUGCAAAGGCUGUAUUGGAGAAUAAGGCAACUAGAAGUCGAAAGCCAUAUAUGCACUAUUCGCGUCAUCUCCAUGCAAUGCGGCGACCAAGAGGAUGUGGUGGUCGUUUCUUGAACACAAAGAAUUUGGAUAGCAUAAAGGGUGCAACUGAGGUUAAGAAUGCCAGUGAAGGAAAGCUGUAUCUGCUCACUGGUUCUCAGAAUUCUGAUUCUGAAGUCCUGCAGUCAGAUAGCGGAACAUUGAACUCAUCUAAGGAAACAAACGGAAUUGGGUCAAAUCUUUCAGGAUCAGAGGUGACAAGUCUGUAUUCUAGGAGAGACAUUGGCCACUUUUCAAUCAAUCACCUGGGUUCAUCUGUCCGUUCUUUCUCUAGCAUUUUGGAUAGUGGGCACAGCAUUGUUAUGCCCACUAAGUGGGUUGCAGCAGCUGAU
Molecule: messenger RNA, 1248 nt
Organism: Carica papaya (papaya)
Lineage: Eukaryota; Viridiplantae; Streptophyta; Magnoliopsida; Brassicales; Caricaceae
Product: nuclear transcription factor Y subunit A-10-like
Biological process (GO): regulation of DNA-templated transcription
Molecular function (GO): DNA-binding transcription factor activity
Source: RefSeq, a predicted model, not a curated record